AUGACGGCCGCGCGCGCGACGUAUUCGGACAAACACACGCGCGUGAGCGCGUCGUUCGGUGACGUCAAGGACAUUCGUUUGAGGCCGCUGCCGAAGCGCGACGACGAAGAAUCGUUCGCGGCGUCGGGUUUGUGGAGAGAAAAACCGUGCGUCAUCGUGGUGAUGCGCAGGCCGGGAUGAAGGAAGCGCGAGUUCGACGCGCUCGGGUGCACGCUGGCGUGCGUCCUCAAGGAAGGCUUACCCGCGGAGGUGGAGGAGUUUAAGCGAGACUUUUGGCCGGAACACUUAUACUUGGACGAAGAUAAGGCGUUCUUUAAGGCUGUGGGGGGUGGGAAACUGAAGAAAGGGUCGCUGAGUGCGUUUUUGAAUCCGUUUUCUCGCAUUUGGAAACACGCGGGCGACGCGAAGAAAGCCGGCGUCAAGGAACACAAUCUGAACGGCGAAGGGCUGAUCAUGGGUGGGAUGUUCGUGAUGAAGCCCGGUUCACAAGGCGUGCAGUAUCAGUUUCAAGAGCGAAAUUUCGGCGAUCACGCGCCCAUCGAAGACGUGUUGGCGGCGGCCAAGGCGGCGUCUGAGGCGUCGAAGUAA
Molecule: messenger RNA, 588 nt
Organism: Ostreococcus lucimarinus CCE9901
Lineage: Eukaryota; Viridiplantae; Chlorophyta; Mamiellophyceae; Mamiellales; Bathycoccaceae
Source: the annotation of a RefSeq genome assembly